UAACCCAUGUGACCUAUCUAUAAAUACACAAGAGCACUAUCAGGUAUACACAAACCAGAGAAAGAAGAUGAAGAGGGAAAUGACUGAUAUAGUCCCAACUUCAUGGGAAGGACCUAGCAACCGCAUUGCUGCUGUUAGUAUUGAGGGCAAACCGCAACCUACCGGUCAUCAAAACGACAAUGAGGAUCGAAGCCACCAGAAACCUGGAUGGAGAAAGUUUCUAUCAUACGUAGGACCUGGUUUUCUGGUUUCAUUGGCCUAUCUUGACCCUGGCAACUUGGAAACUGAUCUGCAAGCAGGAGCUAAUCAUGGAUAUGAGCUACUAUGGGUUAUUCUCAUUGGACUCAUCUUUGCUCUCAUAAUCCAAUCACUAGCAGCAAAUUUGGGUGUCAGCACUGGAAAGCAUCUUUCAGAAUUAUGCAAGGCUGAGUAUCCAAAAUAUGUAAAAUAUUUUUUGUGGCUGCUGGCUGAGAUAGCGGUCAUUGCUGCUGACAUUCCUGAAGUGAUUGGGACAGCCUUUGCAUUGAAUAUAUUGUUUCACAUCCCACUAUGGGUUGGAGUUCUGUGCACUGGUCUUAGCACUCUCCUACUUCUUGGCCUGCAGAAAUAUGGGGUGAGGAAGCUUGAAAUGUUAAUAGCUUUGCUGGUAUUUGUGAUGGCUGGAUGUUUCUUUGGUGAAAUGAGUCAUGUAAAGCCUCCGGCAACUGAAGUCAUCAAGGGCAUGUUCAUCCCCAAGCUCUCGGGCCAAGGAGCCACCGGCGACGCCAUCGCCCUCCUAGGUGCCCUUGUCAUGCCACAUAAUCUCUUUCUCCAUUCUGCCCUUGUGCUUUCUAGGAAAGUACCCAAUUCUGUCCGUGGCGUCAAUGAAGCUUGCCGUUAUUUCCUCAUAGAGAGUGGAUUUGCAUUACUUAUAGCUUUUCUAAUAAAUCUGGCAGUUGUCUCUGUAUCUGGGACAGUUUGCACAGCCCAAAACCUCUCACAAAAUGAUGCAAAUAGAUGCAGUGAUUUAACCCUUAACUCUGCUUCUUUUCUUCUCCAGAAUAUGUUGGGAAAAUCAAGUUCCAUCCUAUAUGGUAUUGCUCUAUUGGCCUCAGGUCAGAGCUCCACUAUAAGUGGCACCUACGCAGGACAAUACAUCAUGCAGGGUUUCUUAGAUCUUAAGAUGAGAAAAUGGAUUAGAAACCUAAUGACUAGGUGUAUUGCCAUUACACCUAGUCUUAUUGUCUCAAUUAUUGGCGGAUCACAGGGAGCAGGUCGAUUAAUUAUCAUCGCUUCGAUGAUACUUUCGUUUGAACUUCCAUUUGCUCUUAUCCCACUGCUAAAAUUCAGUAGCAGUUCCACUAAAAUGGGACCUCACAGUAACUCAAUUUUCAUUAUUGUGUUCUCAUGGAUUUUGGGAUUAGGAAUUAUUGGCAUAAAUAUAUAUUAUCUAAGCACAGGGUUUGUUGGUUGGCUAAUUGACAAUAAUCUACCAAAAGCUGGGAAUGUGUUUAUUGGAAUCAUUGUAUUUCCUCUAAUGGCAGUAUAUGUAUUUGCAGUCAUCUAUCUAACCCUUAGAGAGGACACAGUGGUCACAUUUAUUGAGCCAAUGAAGGAAAAUGGUUCAAGAUUACAAGCAAACAUGGAAGAGGGGUUAGUCCAGUCCAAUGAGUCACCUGAUAUUGUGCCUUAUAGAGAGGACUUAGCUGAUAUUCCAUUGCCAGAAUAGAUGUUGAAUUUUAAUUAAUUAUAUCAAAGUAGUAAAAAAAAAUUACUAUAAGAUAAGAUUAUCUCAUUUAUUAAAUAUUUUCUGGUAUGAAUGGUUAGUCUGUUUUUGAUUAAAUUGAUGAGGAAUACUUAAUAUGACAGGGAAAAGCUAACCUGUAAUAUCAUUCUAUUAUACAAAAAAUUAUUUAUGUUCUUUU
Messenger RNA from Jatropha curcas, 1904 nucleotides. RefSeq names its product metal transporter Nramp7.2. The record is from RefSeq and is a predicted model, not a curated record. Gene Ontology annotation, molecular function: cadmium ion transmembrane transporter activity; manganese ion transmembrane transporter activity. Gene Ontology annotation, cellular component: plasma membrane. Gene Ontology annotation, biological process: manganese ion transport; iron ion transmembrane transport. NCBI's taxonomy places the organism in Eukaryota, Viridiplantae, Streptophyta, Magnoliopsida, Malpighiales, Euphorbiaceae.